AUGUAUUUCAAAGAGAGAACAAGACUUCCACUUGCAGAAAACCCAUAAGUUGCUCAAAGCCAGGCAUAGUUUUACAAGUACGUACCAUUAUUAGUAGUUUUUAUACUUGUAAUAAGAUUCUUGGAGAUACCUAAGAACAUUUAAGAUGAUAUUUUCAACGGUCCAGAGCAUCUAAUUCCACAGUUGACAAAGUUCAUGCUCUAGCAUAAAAUUGGUAAUACUAUUUCCAUCUACUUCUCAAUUAUUUUUGAGCAUGUUCUUAUCGUUACCAUAGGAGUUCUGACUUAUUAAACCAAUAAAGAACAGCUUUCAUAUACCACACAGCAAAGAAUAGAAGAGAUUGAAAGAAGGAGGUUACAGCUCUCAUAGAGAAAAAAUAGUCCAUAGAGGCAUCCACCAACUGUCCAUGAUUUUUAAUUAUCUCCUAAAAAAGUCAAGACAUAUUCAGAGAUCAGUAAUGCUAAUCUAUCAGUUUAUGACCUUAAUGGCAAUGCGGAGGAGACGUUUGAUGACAUCAACCUAUUCUUUGGAGAAGAAGCGAAGGAGAACUUCUGGGAUUUAUAUAAGAGUGAAAGAAAAUUUAAAGACUUUGAUUCAGAGAAUGACUAAAUAGCUGAUCCUAGAUUUGCAUAUUUGAAAGCUUGUAAUGACCUUAAAGUGUUUCCAAAAGCAAGAAUGAUUAUUAGAGACUAGAAAACAAAUCAUCUAGAUUACUCGAACUAUAUUCUCUUAAACAAGACAGCAGUAGCUGUAGCUGAGUCAAUUAAGCGAUAUUCACUUCCUAUUGAGUCAAUAAAUUUUGUGAAUAAUGGUCUAAGAUCGAAGGAAUGUAUAGUUUUAAUAGAUUCACUCCAAAGACAUUACGAAAAACUGACUAUUCUAAAGUUGUCAAAAAAUAAAUUAGGAUUAGAGGGGGCAAAGCAUCUUGCUUCAGCUUUGAAAUCAAUGAAGGAGUUAUCCUAACUUGACUUAGCUGAGAAUGAAAUAGGAGACCUGGGGAUUAAGGAGAUAGUUAACAGUUGUAAAGAUUACGCAUCAAUUGAGUAUUUAGAUAUCUCGGGCAACAAUAUUGGCAAAAGCUCUCAUAUUAAUGAGACUGCAGAUGCGAUAUAGGAUUUCUUGACUAACAACAGAAGACUCGAGGUAUUGAAAAUGAACUGGAAUAACAUAAGAGGAACCAUGGGAGAACGCAUUAUUGAAGGUUUGAUUUACUGUUAUGGCAUUAAAUAGCUUCAUCUAAAUAACAAUUUAUUGGGAGUUGGCUAUGAAGAUAAGCAGCCUCCUAUUACUAAAAUGGCAGAAUUGCUGACUACUUCCAAAUCACUGGAGUUUCUGGAUCUUUCGUUUAACUUUAUUGAGCAGAAGUCAAUAUUCUGUAUAUCGCAUGGACUGAAGUUUACAUCGAGUCUUAAAAAUAUUAUUGUUGAGGGUAAUCCUAUAGGACCUGCUGGUUUGAGGUUUCUGAUUUAGGCAAUGAACAUCAACAAUUCAGGUUCUUUUAACAUAAAUAUGAAAGAAAUCAGUGCUGAUAAAGAUCUAAAGAGCUUUAGAUAGGUCUUCGACCCAUAGAGUCCAGAGUAAUAAUACACUCUCAAUCUUGCAGAAACUUAUGAUCACAUAAUACUUUAAAAUUUGUUAGUAAUUGCUGAUAAGGCAGCUGCAGGAAGUGAUGGAAAAUUUGAUGUCAAGUCUUGUUUCUAAGGUGUGAAAUAUAACGGAAAGCCAAGUUGGAACCCACCAACUUCUAAAGAUCAGUUUAAUCAGUAUGAAAUCUCUGAGCACUCUGGUUAACUCUCGUUUACAUUCACAAUUAAUCCUAUUCAAUUUAAGAUUACUCAGCAAAAGCUCUAGCAAUAGUAAGAAGCAGCUGCUUAAUUGAACCCUGACAGACCUCCAUAAGUAAUUUCUUUCGUUCAACCUACUGAGGUAUUAGAAGUGGACUUUAUCUAAAAGUCUAUAGUUUCCUAUAAAGGUCUUAGUAGACUCAUAGAUAUGAUUGUUUAAAGCUUCUAAGAUGAGGAUGACUACAACUAGGAGGAACUAAUAAAGAACCUUGCCAAAGAGCACUUAGUUUGGACCUCAUAAGCAAAUGAACUACUUUAUGCAUUCAAAAACUAAGAAGUGUUCUGUAGAGUGGUACCUUACUUACUCAAUAGGAUAGUUGAUAGACACAGCAGAUUCAACCUUGUUCAUCAUUUUGGCUAUAUGUAGAGAUAAAUAUUUAGCCAGCUAUACAAGAAAAUGGGUUAAGCAUUCUAUUUCAGUUACUGGAACCCUAAUGGCCACUAUGAACUUAACCUCGCAAAUCAUAUUGAAAGGGAGAUAGCUGUAAGUUUAGUAGUGAUAAAUAAGGAAGUUUUUAAAAGAAUAGCAGCUGGUGAAAAGGUUGAUAAGUCUUAGAUGGGCAAUAAAUCUUGCUUUAGAAAUGAAAGACUCAACAGCUAACUCUUUAUCAUGAAUAAUGAAUGGGUCUUACCUGAAACAGGAGUUUUUGAGUUUGAUUUUGUUCAUCUAGUAGACAUCCCCAAUCCAUCAGAGAUAACUCAACAAGACAAAAUUGAGCAGCUUCUAGAGUGGUUUAAAUACAAGUUUGAGGAGGAAAAGUCUGAGGUCUAUGCUUUAACUAAAGCUUUUUGCAGUAUUUCAGAAUUCCUCACUCUUAGGAGUGAGUAGUUAGCAUAGUUUGUAGACUUAAUUGAUGGUAGAGUAUAUGACUACAGAAACUUUGACUUUAUCAAGCAUAGAGUUAAGUUUCCUGAAGCAAUUAAGGAUAUUUACAAAAGAUUCGGCAUCCUUAAUCUUUUCAACCCUUUCAGACCGAAUGGUUCAUACAGACUAGACCUGUCCGUGUUUGAAGAAAGAAUAGUCUGUAAGAUACUAGUGGAACUAGCCAAACAAGAGGGCCUGACAUAAAUGACUAAUGUACACCUUGAUGGAAAAUCAUCAGAAGCCUUUAAUAAAGAAUUCAUCGAUAAACUAGGCGACUCCGGUGUCUUUGAGGGAACCUAUAUCUGCCUACCUGCAAACAUAAAAGAAGAAUUAAGAGAAAAACUAGCUCAAAAAUAUUUAGACUGGCAACCUCUAUAGCAAUGA
Molecule: messenger RNA, 3093 nt
Organism: Stylonychia lemnae
Lineage: Eukaryota; Ciliophora; Spirotrichea; Sporadotrichida; Oxytrichidae
Source: the annotation of a GenBank genome assembly